Emericellopsis atlantica is the source of this 731-nucleotide messenger RNA. RefSeq names its product GAF domain-like protein. The transcript has 5 exons. The record is from RefSeq and is a predicted model, not a curated record. Lineage: Eukaryota; Fungi; Ascomycota; Sordariomycetes; Hypocreales; Bionectriaceae. Gene Ontology annotation, molecular function: protein binding; L-methionine (R)-S-oxide reductase activity. The coding region runs from base 93 to 638 and encodes 181 amino acids. Gene Ontology annotation, cellular component: cytosol.
GCGCCAACCGAUGCUAUCCGUCCUGAAAACUCGACGCCAUACACAUCUGAUAUUGUUCAAUAGUCCUUAUCAUACUGUUAUCGACCCCAAAAAUGGUUCACGCCGACGCCUCAAAUUUCGCUUCCGGCGUUACUAAAGAAGACGCCUAUGAGCAAGUCCUGCUCCAAGCUGAGGGCCUUCUGACUGAUCAACGGAACUGGGUUUGCAACUUGGCCAAUGUAGCCUCACUACUAUGGCAUGCAUACAAAUCUUUGCCAGCUCCAAGUGCUGCAGUCAAUUGGGCAGGCUUCUACGUUCUUGACCCCUCUGUGAGCAAGCCACAGCUCAUCCUCGGGCCGUUCCAAGGGAAAGUGGCCUGCCAAACCAUCCUCUUCGGCCGCGGAGUCUGCGGUACGGCUGCCGAGACGCGGAAGACGCAGCUCGUGAAAGACGUCGAAUCGUUCCCGGGUCACAUUGCUUGUGAUGGCGACAGCAAGAGCGAGAUUGUCGUCCCCAUUGUGGCCACAUCCAAAGACGGACAGGAAAAGGUGGUGGCUAUCAUCGAUAUUGACUGUGCCGAACUAGACGGCUUCGACGAGGUCGACCAGAAGCAUUUGGAGGAGUUGGCAGCUCUGCUUGCUCGCAGCUGCGACUGGUGAGUCUGGGGUGGCCUGAUGACGCGGGCGACUGGAGGAGCAAUGUCGUAGUAUUUGAGUCCUUAAAGAAAGUUGUCCCGAGACUCGGCAGGCUCA